Esox lucius (northern pike) is the source of this 4634-nucleotide messenger RNA. RefSeq names its product thromboxane A synthase 1 (platelet) (gene tbxas1). Bases 187 to 1821 code for a protein of 544 amino acids. Gene Ontology annotation, molecular function: heme binding; iron ion binding; steroid hydroxylase activity. The transcript has 14 exons. NCBI's taxonomy places the organism in Eukaryota, Metazoa, Chordata, Actinopteri, Esociformes, Esocidae. The record is from RefSeq and is a predicted model, not a curated record.
CAGCCUCUGCUCACACUCCAGGACAUAUUAUAUGUUCUCUAAACGAAAAAAAACAAAAAAACAAAUACGCAUUAUAGCCUACCAUUGAUGCGAGAAUAAAAAGAUAUAGGCCAGCAAUCACAUAAUUCAGUUUACCAGGAGGUCUUCGGCUGGUGGCAGUGGUGCUCUGAGGUGGUGACCAAUAUCAUGGAGCUGGUUAUGAAGGUCCUGGGGACGUUAGUGCCCUCUGGAAUGACUCUGUCACUGGGCUUGCUCAUGAUCUUCCUGGCUCUGCUCUACUGGUAUGCAACGUUCCCCUAUUCAGUCCUGGCUCGAUGUGGAAUCAGACAUCCCAAACCAUUGCCGUUCUUCGGGAACAUGUUUCUGUUUCGUGAGGGCUUUUUCGGGUUUCACACUGACCUCAUACAGACUUAUGGGAGAGUAUGCGGAUACUAUAUCGGCCGGCGUCCUGUGGUGGUGGUAGCAGACCCUGACAUGCUCCGGCAGAUCAUGGUGAAAGACUUCAGUACCUUCCCUAACAGAAUGGCCAUACGUACUGCCACUAAACCAGUGAGUGAUUGUCUGCUGAUGCUGAGGAACGAGCGCUGGAAGAGAGUGCGUGGCAUCCUGACGCCGUCCUUCAGUGCAGCUAAGAUGAAAGAGAUGGGUCCUCUGAUCAACACGGCCACCGCCACACUGCUCACUAACCUGAAUGGAAACGCCGAGUCCGGAAAAAGCUUUGACAUUCACAGUUGUUUUGGCAGUUUCACCAUGGACGUAAUAGCCAGUGUGGCAUUUGGAACCCAGGUGGACUCUCAGAAGGACCCAAAUGACCCGUUUGUCCACCACGCCCAGAAGUUCUUCUCUUUCUCCUUCUUCACUCCACUCAUGAUCCUCUUCAUCGCUUUCCCCUUCGUGAUUCCUCUGGCCCGCAUCCUCCCCAACAAGAGGAGGGAUGAGAUGAACAACUUCUUCAUCAACUGCAUUCAGAAGAUCAUCAGACAGAGAGAUGAGCAGCCUGUUGAAGAGCGGCGGCGAGACUUCCUACAGCUGAUGCUGGACACACGAAGCAGCAAGGAGGGCGUGUCGCUGGAGCACUUUGACGUGGUCAACCAUGCAGACGAACUGGCCCCCACACACACGCACCCUGAAAAUGACCGCGACGCCCACGAGUCGUCCAACACACGCUCGGUCCAGACACAGAAGAGGAUGAUGACGGAGGAUGAGAUCGUGGGUCAGGCCUUUGUUUUCUUCCUGGCUGGUUAUGAGACCAGUAGUAACACCCUGGCCUUCAGCUGCUACCUCCUGGCUCUACACCCUGAGUGUCAGAGCAGACUGCAGGCUGAGGUGGACUGCUUCUUCACCAGAUAUGAUUUACCAGAUUAUACCAAUGUCCAGGAAUUGAAAUAUCUUGACAUGGUUAUAUCAGAAUCUCUACGGCUAUAUCCUCCCGGUUUCAGGUUUGCUCGUGACGUUGACAAUGACUGCAUGGUGAAUGGACAGUUCAUACCGAAGGGGGCCACUCUGGAGAUCCCUGCAGGCUUUCUGCAUUACGAUCCCGAGUAUUGGCCUGAGCCGAAGAAGUUCAACCCUGAGAGGUUCACAGCAGAGGCCAAGGCCAGCAGACACCCAUUUGUAUAUCUCCCGUUUGGGGCAGGCCCCCGCAGCUGUGUGGGCAUGAGACUGGCCCAGCUGGAGAUCAAGAUAGCCCUGGUGCACGUUUUUAGGAGGUUCAACAUUGUUGCAUGCACAGAGACCAAGGUUCCUCUGGAGUUGAAGUCUCACACCACUCUCGGACCCAAGGAUGGUAUCUACGUGAAAAUCACCAAAAGAGAGUUUUAGGGAGAACCAGCGACUCCCCAUGCAGGAGAAAAAUAGACCCUCCUCUAUUUGUUUGAACGCAGUGAGAAGAGCCAUGGUGGCUCUCUACAAAUCAUACGAUGUACUGUACUAGGUAACAGAGGCCACUACGUCAGACAGAGAUAAUUUAAUUAAAUCUCAAUGCAAGAUUGAACUUCACAGAACUGUUAGAUGAACCAUGUACUGUUACAUUCACUCAUUGUACAUAAUUCAAACAACACCAAACUGUGGACCAUUGACUGGUUUAAAUCCAAAUUAACCAUUAGAGACCAAGUGGCGAAUGUUAGUCAUUCUGAUUUGGUUUCAGAGUCCCCUGAGUGGCCAAUUCAGAGAUUACACAGAAAAAGUUUGUUACCAUGCAUGUGAAUUUGAUUGGUAACUAAAUAGUGAGACUGUGGCGUUGAAGGUUUUAACAAAGUAUUUUCAGCUAGCCAGUAACACCUUAAAUAUUCAGUCAGCUGCCCUGGAUCAGUGUGCAUCAUGGUUCACCAGCAUCAAUAAAGGUUAAAGAAAUAAGUCCAACCUAGAUUUAUGUUACAUGUACUCUGUGGUGUACUACUUUAUUAAUACUCUAAAAUGUGCUUCAAGAGGCUCUAAACUGUGGGCCAUGUUGUCAGAUCAGUUAAUGUACUGUGUGAGUACCCAAAUCCCUUGUAAAAACACACUACCACAAUCACUUUUGUACUAUAUAGUUUAAUCCAUAUUAACAGUUGGAACUUCGAGUUAUACUGUACAUACCUGCCAUUUAAGUAAACUCAACCAAUUUAACCCAGGUGGUAUACUUUUGAGUUAUAAGAUCUGUAAGGCAUCAGGAAUUUCAGAGUAAAUAAAUGUAUCCAUAGAAAAAAGCAUGUUAGACAAAUCAUAGCAGUAAAAGAACCGAAACAACUUGUGGAGGGAGGUGCAUGGAAACAUAAAAACAUUUUUGCCCAAUAUUAAAAUAUUAAUAUCAUACAUACCCCAAUCAAAAACAAAUGUUUCACAAGGCUGCACAGUAUUCUACCAUCCCUCUCCCUGUAUAUUUAUGUCAUCUUACAAUAUAAAGCUAAUAGUCUAUCUUUUUAAAGAUCUUUUCAGGCAUUCAUGCAUUAUUGCAAAGCAAUGAAAAAGGGAAAUAGUGCAGGAUUGAAACCGGGGACCUGCAGAGCCUUAGACCAUGGCACCACCGUAGACCAUAUAAACUGGCUCUCAAAAGUAUUUACCCCCACUGAACUUUUCUACAUUUCAUUGUGUUACAACAUGACAUCAAAUUUGAUUUAAUUCGGAAAUUUUUGCCACUGCUGAACACCAGUUCAUAUAUUUUUUUUUAAGUAAAAUCUGCAAAUUGUUCUAAAUUUAUUACAAAUAUGAAACAGAAAAUAACUGAUAGCAUAGGAAUUCACCGCCCUUUGCUAUGACAUGGCUGAAUGAGCAAUGGAGUAACCAGCUGUCUGUGGAAUUCACGUAAUAAGUUGAAUGUCCACCUGUGUGGUAUUUAGGUUACACAUGAUUUCAGGUUAAAGACACCUGUCUUUGGGGGUUCCCAAACUUCAUUAUUACAAUUGUUGACAAAAGCUACCAAGGAACAUAAAAAAGCAAAUCCAGAAAAAGGAAUAAUUUCACUAUGGACUUUUGUGUUGAUCAGAGGCAAAAACCUCAUGUUAUAACACAAAAUAUGGAAAACUAAGGGGAUGAAUACUUUUAAGAAGGCACUAUAUCCAUUUUGAGAUAUCUUUUCAACCAAAGUUGUCACGGUUUUGCCCACCUACCAAUAUUUUUUUUUUUGGUCAAACUAUAUACAGUGGUAUAGUAGUAUCAUGAUUAUAUUGGCUGUCCUCUGUGUAGUACAGUGGUGUUGGCCCCUCUAGAUUUCACAAGUAUUCAAUAAGGAACUCAGGGUAAAUCUGUUGUUUCUCAAACACAACAAAAAUCGAUGGGUUCCUUUCUGAGUCGACACAGCUGUCGUAGAGGGCCUUGCCCCUGCCUUUCUGUGGCGGGCGACGGUACUGACUGCAUCCUUUGGUAAACUCCCCGACCAAGACCAGAGCCACGAACAUGAUCUUUCUGUUUCUGCUCGACUUUAUGUAUUUGUGUGAGUAUGAUGCAUCUCUGGCAAAGUAGCUUCCUGAAAAUGAACAAGGAAAGUAAGUCAAAAAAUGUAAAAACAGAAAGUACAUUAUAAAAUCUAGUCGUGCUAUUGAUAUAGCAUUAGCUCACCUUGGCCAUAAACUGUUCCAUUGACACCACAUGCCCUCCAGUCAAAGUUCUGUUCACAGAUGGCCUCUAUAAUAGAUUGAUCUGUACCGUGGAACAGGUGUCUCUCGUCAACUGGUUUUCCUCCAUUCUUCUUCAUCAUCUGUUCCUUCUGCCUAACCACAAGCACACAAAACAACAAAUGAACACAGAAAACAACUAAUGAAAGGGAUACUUCAGCCUUACAUAUACAGAGAGCACUUAGCUACCACCACUGGCAAGAAUGAAAAUUAAAUAGACACUAUAUAGAAAGUUUGCAAUGCAAUAUAGAAAAAAAAUAUCAGUAAUAUACUGUAUCUGCAUUGAUAGUGCAAUGACAGUAUUCACAAUAUUCAUCCAUUAAAUAAAUAUUUUGGGUGCACACAAAAGAACGUCCAAAAAUGCUGGUCAUUCAAAAGUGCUAUUACAAUUUACUAGAGUAUGCAAGGCAAAGUUAGUUUCAUAUUUGGUUUCUGUUGUCAAUAUCCACAGUCCUGGAUUGUUUGGCUUAAUACAAUAGCGAUUGAAGAAUGAAACUGAAUAUCAACCACAUGUCCAUAAUAAACACAUUUUACCUUGCUGGA